Molecule: messenger RNA, 486 nt
Organism: Penicillium psychrosexuale
Lineage: Eukaryota; Fungi; Ascomycota; Eurotiomycetes; Eurotiales; Aspergillaceae
Exons: 2
Coding region: 1-486 (161 amino acids)
Source: RefSeq, a predicted model, not a curated record
AUGAGCGGCUAUCCAACCUCGACGGCUCCCAUACGUGUCAUUGGUUUUAGGGAGACAUGCAAGGUCGACGGUCCCAAUGCGCCUGUUCCAUCCCCCAAAUACAUCUCUCUUGUUCAUCAGGCACAAAAUGAUGGGGAACCUCUGCACUGGUCACUGUUCAUUGCCCGUGAGAACCAAUACGGGCUUGUGUAUCAGGUCAAGGGAGAUGCAGAGCAUAUGAGGUACCUACCUUCGCCCAAGCAUGUCAAUAUUGUCCACUCUGUCUCCUUUCUGAACAUCUAUCAUCUGGCCAGUGUGACAGAGGAACAGGAAGAACUGGUGAGACAGGUCGCAGAGCAAGAACCUCCCCCUCAAGCGGCCAACAGGCAAUCUGUCACGGAGAACUCCCAAGGAUGGACUGUGCGUAUCAUCACCAAGCUGGUUGAAAUGGGAAUUGUUCCAACUGCGAAACUUGAGAUGGCAAGGUCAAUGGUCGAGCCAAUCUGA